AAAGAAAACUGUUCAUUUUCAAAAAGAACCUGAACUUGUCAACAAAUCAACUUCUUCCUCUUCUGAAAUUAGUUCUUCAGUCGAGGAAAACACUCAAGAGGAGUUUAAAGAAGAAGUAAUAAUCAGGUGUCCAGGUGGAGAAGAACUUAACUUUUUGCUCCCUUCCGAUAUAAAAGGAGACGAACUUAUAUCCCUGGUAAAGUAUAAAUAUGAGGAACUUUUUGGUCAUGUAGAAGAUCUAUCGAUGAAUUUAUACGCCAUUCGUGGCAGUUCACGAGAGCUUGUCUCAGAAAAUGCAUUUGCGCUUCGCGGAUUCGGUCCUGUCGGUGACGCUUUUUCAAGGAGAAAAAGUAGCGUUGCUCUGCAGAUGCGCUCCCCGAAAGGUACCACUGAGAAACUAAAGGAACUAAAAAACACUCAAAAGCAGAAAAAUAUUGUUUUUGAAGUUUCUUUUGAAGAAAAUUACCUCGAAGCAACCGUUUAUUUAAAUGAGCAAGUUUGCAUCACUAUGACUGCCCCCGAGGGUAUUUUCGCACGUGAUUUGCUUGGUCUCGUGGAAAGUCGCUGGAGAAAAGAGAAUAUUUCGUCGGGCCAAAGUAACGUUUACAGCGAAAUAUCGUUGAGCAUACUAAUAAGAUCACCUUUAGAAGCAUUUGCACUGCCUUUAAUUGGAAAACCGCUUCUUGAAAUAAAGAAGUUGAGCGCAAGUGGAAAGUACGAGAAAGACUUGAUUGAUUUAUAUAUUAUUGAAACUAAAUUUGUAGAGGAGUACGUAGCAAACUACCGAACUGCAAAGAACAAAGAGAUUCUUGAGCUGCAUAAGAAGACUGUUCGUUCUAUUAUUAGCGCCAACGAAGACGAAGCGAUAGAGGAUUUGAUGCGCUCCAAGUUUGGCGAAGUUCCCGUUCUUCCCGAAAAGCAACCAAAACUGAUGACAAUGAGAGAAGUAAAGCAACUAACAAAGAACUGUUCAUCUGAGGUGGACGAUUUUUCAAAGAAUGAAACCGAGCUUGAAGUAAAUUUUGAAGAGCUGGACUUCCUUCGCCCCGAUGCCACGGACUUUCUCUUUGUGUAUGCGUUGCACGACUAUACAAAGAACUUUUUAGCUAAAAGUGCCUCAGAAAUGGUUGCUGCCGGUUACACUUCGCCAGAAGACUUUCUUCUUAUUUUCUAUAACACGUUACAAAAGUGUGCCAUGCGGCAGCACAACCGUUUAGGACUUUUAUCGAAAUCCACUCAAAACUAUGAAGAGCUUUCUAAAGCUCGAAAAAUGUUAAAAGACGAUAAAGGAGAACUGUUCCUAGAAUGGUUACGGAAGUUUGUGGCGAUCUUUGUUUCUAGUGUGAACUUUUCUUUAACUUUUACGGAUGAACAACUUUUAGGGAUUCUGGAAAGUUCUUCCUACUCGAGCUCUAAAGCUACUGAAAAGCACGACCUGAGCAGAAGAAAGAAAGCUCUGGAGGAGCUUAACGAGGCUUAUGAGUGUUUUGAUUGGAACCACGUCUAUCAAGGGAGAAACUGGAGCCUACUCAGCAACGUUUCACUGCAAAUGCUGCAAAGCGCCUUCAAAGUUUCCGAUGCGGAGCACUACAACAGUGUUUUAGAAGAACUUCAAUUGUUCAAUAAAAGGCCGGACUUUUAUUAUGAAAUAAUCCGAACUCGCCUUUCUGUAGCUCAAAACGACAUGCAUCCGGUCUUUACGGAAUCAAGCAUGAAAGAAAACUACGAAAGAUGGAAACUUUUUGAAGAAGAAAACUGUCGCGAACUUUAUAAUAAGGUCCAGCAGAAUAUCGCCGGCUACAAAGAGCACGUGAGACAAACACGAGUAUUGACGCGGAAGAAAAAAAGCACCGGAAGCCUAUUGGCCAGGACGCUGCGGGCGACCACGUGUCUUAUUUCCGGGAGUUUGACCGUUCUUUCGGGAUGUUUUUUAUUUUUUUUUUUACUUUUUAUUAUUUUUGUUUUGGUUUAG
Molecule: messenger RNA, 1972 nt
Organism: Zophobas morio
Lineage: Eukaryota; Metazoa; Arthropoda; Insecta; Coleoptera; Tenebrionidae
Exons: 23
Coding region: 245-1972 (575 amino acids)
Source: RefSeq, a predicted model, not a curated record